This is a messenger RNA of Cherax quadricarinatus, 597 nucleotides long. The record is from RefSeq and is a predicted model, not a curated record. NCBI's taxonomy places the organism in Eukaryota, Metazoa, Arthropoda, Malacostraca, Decapoda, Parastacidae.
GCCUACCCUCCUACACCCGCCUACCCUCCUACACCCGCCUACCCUCCUACACCCCCCGCCUACCCUCCUACACCCGCCUACCCUCCUACACCCGCCUACCCUCCUACACCCGCCUACCCUCCUACACCCGCCUACCCUCCUACACCCGCCUACCCUCCUACACCCGCCUACCCUCCUACACCCGCCUACCCUCCCACACCCGCCUACCCUCCCACACCCGCCUACCCUCCUACACCCGCCUACCCUCCCACACCCGCCUACCAUCCUACACCCGCCUACCCUUCUACACCCGCCUACCCUCCUACACCCGCCUACCUUCCUUCACCCGCCUACCCUCCCACACCCGCAGCAAUAUCUGAUACUCACGCAGCAAUAUCUGAUACUCACGCAGCAAUAUCUGAUACUCACGCAGCAAUAUCUGAUACUCAAGCAGCAAUAUCUGAUACUCAAGCAGCAAUAUCUGAUACUCAGGCAGCAAUAUCUGAUACUCAGGCAGCAAUAUCUGAUACUCAGGCAGUAACAUUUGACACUCAGGCAGCAAUAUCUGAUACUCAAGCAGCAAUAUCUGAUACUCAGGCAGCAAUAUCUGAUGCUUAG